AACUUUGAUAAGUAAAAUCAAGCCCAAACUAACAAAUCUCUCUCUUUCUCUCUCAUAUACAAUCGGUCUCCUCUCUCUCCUCGUACGUCUCUCUCUCUCUCUCAAUCUCACAGUCACAGAUACGCACACACAUCCCCCCACCGCUUCCUCCUCCGGCGAAGGGCGCCGCCCUCGACCACCGCCGCCAAAGGCAUCUCCUCCGUCUCGCCUCUCGCUCAUCUAGCAGCUUUUGAAUCUCGCAGCGCAGGCACAGACGCAGUGAAACUGAAAACCAAUUUCCCGCACCAAAUAUGUUGUUCUUCUCGUAUUUCAAGGAUUUGGUGGGGAGAGAAGUAACGGUGGAAUUGAAGAACGAUUUAGCGAUUAGAGGGACUCUACAUUCAGUGGAUCAAUAUCUCAACAUUAAGCUGGAGAAUACUAGGGUUGUUGAUCAAGACAAGUACCCCCAUAUGCUUUCAGUGCGAAACUGCUUUUUCCGGGGAUCUGUGGUCCGAUAUGUCCAAUUGCCACCCGAGGGAGUUGAUGUCGAGCUUCUGCAUGAUGCCACCAGAAGAGAAGCACGCGGUGGCUAACUCUCCGUGCCCCAUUCCUUGAUGUUAUGAGCUCGAAGCAGUGGAUUCUUCGUCACAAGACAAGAAUGGAAGACUUCUUAUUCCUGCAUUACUUGGGAAAUUUUCUGUGCGAAUUCGGGCAUAUGCUACUUGGUAGACAUUUAUUAAGUUGGAGUAAGCUAGGGCUAAAUGUUGAAUUUCGUCGCUUGAUUGUGAUUAAUCUUGCAAGUUUUUGUACUAUAACCGUGAAUAGUGGCUAUGUGUUUACAUCAUUGUCUCUUAUUGCAUGCCUUGCCUCUUUCACCA
Salvia miltiorrhiza (redroot sage) is the source of this 857-nucleotide messenger RNA. Its product is annotated as sm-like protein LSM2. The coding region runs from base 291 to 572 and encodes 93 amino acids. Gene Ontology annotation, molecular function: RNA binding. Gene Ontology annotation, biological process: mRNA splicing, via spliceosome. The record is from RefSeq and is a predicted model, not a curated record. The transcript has 3 exons. Gene Ontology annotation, cellular component: U6 snRNP; catalytic step 2 spliceosome; precatalytic spliceosome. NCBI's taxonomy places the organism in Eukaryota, Viridiplantae, Streptophyta, Magnoliopsida, Lamiales, Lamiaceae.